This is a messenger RNA of Carlito syrichta (Philippine tarsier), 558 nucleotides long. RefSeq names its product C2 calcium-dependent domain-containing protein 4A-like. The record is from RefSeq and is a predicted model, not a curated record. Lineage: Eukaryota; Metazoa; Chordata; Mammalia; Primates; Tarsiidae. The transcript is spliced from 2 exons. The coding region runs from base 1 to 558 and encodes 185 amino acids.
AUGUGGUGCCUGCAGCGGCUCCGCCGGGGUCCCGAAUGCUUGCGGCCAAGUGGGGACGGGCUUCCCCCAGGACAAGCCCGCGCAGCCAGGCGACGCCCCGUCGCCGCCUGCGCCCACGUGCUCACCCCGGAUCGCAUCCCCGAGUUCUGCAUCCCGCCGCGCCUCGCGCCCCGCCGGGCCCUGGCUGCCCUCCGGCCUUCCUGGGGCGAAGAGGCGGGCUCCGCCGAGGACGCCGGCCGCACCGACUGGGACCCGCGCUCGCAGGCCGCGCUGUCGCUGCCGCACCUGCCCCGCGCGCGCACCGCCUACGGCUUCUGCGCGCUGCUCGAGAGCCCGCACACCCGCCGCCGGGAGUCGCUCCUGCUCGGGCACGCGCGCGCCGCCCGGCCCCCGGCGCUCCCCCGCGGCGGCAGCGCGCGCGGCCGGGAGCCCCCGCGCGCGCCCCCUCCCGGCCCCGCAAGUGGAAUGGCUUUCCGCAGUGCUUUCCCCACGUGGCAUGCCGACGGCAACUUCUGGGGGCCGUGGCUGCUGCUGGGAACUAGAGAACCACAUGACUAG